UGCCACCUGUCAGUGCCCAUCAUUGCCAGCUGUCAGUGCUCAUUAAUGCUACCUGCCAGUGCCAAUCAGUGCCUCAUCAAUGCCACAUAUCAGUGCCUACCAGUGCACAUCAAUGCCACAUAUCAGUGCCCAUCUGAGCUGCCUUUCAGUGUCACCUAUCAGUGCCAGUCAGUGCCACCUAUCAAUGCCAGUCAUCAGUGCUGACUAUCAGUGUGCAUCAGUGCCGCCUAUCAGUGCCCAUCAGUGCUGUCUAUCAGUGCCGCCUAUCAUUGCCAGCCAGUGCCACCUAUCAGUGCCAGUCAGUGCCGCCUAUCAGUGCCACCUAUCAAUGCCGCUUAUC
Staurois parvus is the source of this 340-nucleotide messenger RNA. The record is from the annotation of a GenBank genome assembly. NCBI's taxonomy places the organism in Eukaryota, Metazoa, Chordata, Amphibia, Anura, Ranidae.